Closterium sp. Naga37s-1 is the source of this 729-nucleotide messenger RNA. NCBI's taxonomy places the organism in Eukaryota, Viridiplantae, Streptophyta, Zygnematophyceae, Desmidiales, Closteriaceae. The record is from the annotation of a GenBank genome assembly.
AUGCAGGAUUCCGGCGAGGUGGAGGUGCUGGAAGACGUGAUGGAGGAGGAGCAGGAUGAACUGGUCCCCAACCCGUUCUACCCGGCCCCCGUGGUCACCCCUCCCGAUGUGACCGUCGAGAUGGAGGAGGAGGCCGUGCUGGCCGCUGAAGCAGAGGAGGCCGAUGAGGAGGCAAUACCUGCUAAGUCAGACUCGAUCGAGUCCGACGAUGGAAACGCGAGCGAAGCUGACGAGUGGAGCGACGAAGGGGAUGAAUGGUGGGCCCCUGGUCGCUAUGAGGGGGCAGAGGUAGAGGAGUGGGUGGCAGGUCUCUUUUGUGCAGCAGCAAUGCACGAUUCCAUUUCUCAAGGCAAAGAGCUAAUGUUUGAUGUUUUCCGUCUUGAUUAUUUCACACAGCAGCAUGGCAGCAACAUGUCACUGCCACUGUCCCACUUCCCCUUUCAAAUUCAAAUUCAUACGCCGUUGUUCCCACCCCCUUAUGGUAUCUCCACAUUACCACAUGGCAGCUCCCUUUUCGCUCUGCGGGUCGUGGUGCGACACCCGAGGGCCAUUUUGGCGCACGGUCAUUACAUUGAUGACGUGGCGGAUGAUAGCCCGUCACUGCCUGGUUGGACGCAGCUCGAUGAUGGCUCUGAGAAUGUUGCCUGCACCAUUCCAUCAUUCCACGCUAUUCUUGUCCGCACUCCCGACAACCCUUCCAUGCACACUUACCUACAUGCCGCUUCUUGA